Messenger RNA from Penicillium angulare, 4017 nucleotides. Its product is annotated as Sensor histidine kinase/response regulator. The transcript has a single exon. Gene Ontology annotation, molecular function: histidine phosphotransfer kinase activity; phosphorelay sensor kinase activity. Gene Ontology annotation, biological process: regulation of DNA-templated transcription; phosphorelay signal transduction system; protein autophosphorylation. Bases 1 to 4017 code for a protein of 1338 amino acids. The record is from RefSeq and is a predicted model, not a curated record. NCBI's taxonomy places the organism in Eukaryota, Fungi, Ascomycota, Eurotiomycetes, Eurotiales, Aspergillaceae.
AUGGGCUCACUAUGGUCUGGCAAUGACAGUGAAUGGAAGGUCAUCUAUGAUGAGCAGGGGGACCUCCAUAAGCACUUGUCAGGUGGCAGGAAAACGCUCGCGCAAACACUGUCAAUACCCAAAUCGAUGUGUAUUCUCUCUGACAAAAAGACAGAGAUUUCAACUGUGAAUGAGCUGGCCUCCAAGUUGAAGCUUCCACAGUUAAGAAAUGGGACCGUGGAAAGGGUAUUCCCAGUCCGCUCCGUCGUCUCCUUGGACUCUACCCCCUCAUCGGCACUACAAAUACCUUCAUUGGAUAAGUUCGAGAGCCCGGCACCCCCUUGGGUGGACUCACCUCGGAACAACACAGAUGAUGCAAUCGGAGGUCUACCCAAAGGCUCAACGACAGAUACCGAUGUUCGAGACAAAAAGCCACGAAGACCAAACUACUUAACUCGCAUGCAUCAUCAGCUUAGCCUUUCCAAUAUAUCGCCGUCUUUAUUGAGAGUUUCCGCUCAAAAUAGAGAUACAUCGGGUGAGGAGUUGAGUCCUUUCGCCCAGUUGCAGAACAUGAUACGUGAUGGCGCAGAUGUCUUGACGAGAGACGAAUUGACAAAAGGUCAGGGCUAUUUUUAUGAAGAUGAGACAAAUUUGGUUAUUCAGCCCUUUGGUGCACUUCUUGUUGUUUCUGCUUUGAAUGGUAAGACUAUUUUUCAAGCUGCUAGCACCAACUCUGGAGACAUUAUUGGCUAUACUCCUGAUGAUUUGUUCAAAUUGAGUUCUAUCGACAGGAUAAUGUCUGAGUCUCAAUGGAGAACGUUUUUGGGACAUGCAAAGUGCAUUCUGGAUGAUGAGUAUGAUGUGGAGUUAUGUGGGCCGGAGUUGUUUUCUCUUUCGAUAUCCACUCAAAGUGGUGAUACCAAGCAUCUUUGGUGUACGAUGCAUACAAGCAGAGUGUACAGGAACUACAUAAUCUGUGAGUUGGAGCCUGAUGCUAUGAAUUAUGAAGCUUCAAGAGAACCUCUUAGUUUAUCACGCUAUGAGCCAUUUGUCGACGACGUGAAACUUGAAGGCCCAACCGCGUUCCCUUCAAAGGGUGAUUAUCAAGACGCUAGAGCUUUUCAGCCUGAAAUUUUGAACUCUCUUCCUAGAUUUAUUCGGAAGAUCUCAAGCGCUCAAACUCUUGAGUCGCUUGUUCAUCAUUCCAUGGCUUACUUCCAAGAGCUGAGCUCCUUUCAACGCAUAACAAUGUACCACUUUGACGGUGAUCGGAAUGGUAUCGUUGUCGCCGAUUCGCUUGAUGAGUCUUUGGGCAUAAAUCCCCUCGAAGGGGUUGAAUUUCCCGAGUCUUCAUUUUCGGAAGAUAUGAAGAAGCAAUAUCUUAGGAAUGCAGUUUCUUUCGCCUACCGCAAAGGCGAGAAUGUCGCGCAAUUGGCAUAUCGGGCAUCUACAGUCAAAAUGGGCUUAGAUUUAUCUCAUUGCUAUCUUUUGGCCUCCCCUGGGUCUUCCGAUAUUCAGUCAUCCCACCUCUCUCAGGAAUGUUUGUCAAUGGGUAUCUAUGUGUUUGGAAAGCUAUGGGGCUUGGUUUGUUGUCAGUCCUACGAUGAACGCUCGCGGCUCCAUCCACUUGUCCAUCGGACAUGCUGGAUGCUAAGAGAAACAAUAUCCAGCAAUAUCGAGCGUCUGUCCUACACUUUGCCGUUUCAUGUGGGACAACUGGAUCUCACCAAUGGAUCUGGAGGGGUUAAAAAAGAGCUUCCGGUGCCUGUUGGUGACUUGCUGAGUCUAUUUGGCGCAGACUAUGCAGUGGCCUCUAUUCUUGGAGAAACGAAGAUUCUAGGCAAACCACCCGACUCGCAGGAAGCGUUGGCUAUAUUAGAAUAUCUUCGCGUUAAGGAGCUGAGUACCGUCUUAUGGUCUACAGACAUACUUUCGGAUUUUGAAGAUCUCGAUUAUUCUCCUGGCUUCCGCAAUCUCUCCGGUUUAAUCUAUAUACCGCUAGCAGUUGAUGGUCAGGAUUUUAUCGUUUUCUUCAGAAGGGAAACUGGACCAGAUCACAAGACACGCGGUGCUGGUUCUGAUUGUGAUAUAACCACUCUAGCUUCUGAUAAAUCUAUCGGGGUCGAUAGAAACGGCGACACGGAAUGGUCAGCUGCAGAAAUUGGCAAAGCGUCAAUACUAGCCUUGCUAUACCGCACAUUCACGGAGAUAUGGCAAGAAAAAGAAGCUACAAUGCAAAAUAACCAGCUCAUGCGUCUACUUCUUGCUAAUUCCGCCCAUGAAUUUCGCACACCACUCAACGCCAUAAUCAAUUAUCUUGAGAUUGCACUUGAUGGAAACAUCAAUCAAGAGACGCGCGAUAACCUUUCCCGAUCACACUCGGCCUCCAAGUCUCUUGUCUAUAUCAUCAAUGAUUUGUUGGAUCUCACGAAUGCAGAAAAUGGUCAGAGAUUGAUCAAAGAUGAGACCUUUAGCUUAUCCGAGACUCUUUGCGAGGCUACGGAUAUUUUCUGGGAAGAAGCGAGACAAAAACACGUCGAUUUGCAAGUUGUACAGCAUGCUGCUCUACCUGCUGUUCUGGGUGACCAGCGACGAGUACGUCAGGUUAUCACGAAUCUAAUCAGUAAUGCGGUUCAGCAUACCUCUACUGGGGCUGUGACCAUUGAGUCGUGUAUUUUGUCUGAGUCCUGGGAAACGGGUCACAUUUCUGUGGAAGUGGCGAUCCAUGAUACUGGGUCAGGUAUGUCUCAGGAAGCAGUGGAGGCACUAUUUUGUGAACUGGAACAGGUGUCUACUAAAGAGUAUAUGCAGAAUCCUCGGUCUUAUGGUAAAGGCUCAGAGACUGCUGCUUUGGGGACGGAGAGUGUUCUCGGUUUGGGUCUUGCUUUGGUGGCGAGGAUUGUACGUAAUAUGGAAGGUCAACUUAGUCUUAAGUCUGAAGAAGGGCAGGGGAGCUGUUUCAAACUUCGAUUGAAGUUUCCAUUGCCUUCUGGUGAAAAUGGAGCUUCGUAUGUCUCUCAGAAUGCUACGGAUUCUGAUGUGCGGUGUCACAUGAAGGGAUGUGAUGGUCAAAGACCGAAUGGAAGUAGUUGUGACAAGCAAGAGACGAGCGGCUCGGACCAGGACGAGAGAAGAACAGUUGAGGGAAAUGAUGGUAUAGAUUGCAAAUGCGGUGAUCCCAUUCUAUCUGGUUCAGCUACUGGGAGAGUGGACAGUCCUUUGGUGGAUGCCGAUAUUUCCCUAAAGAAUGGAGAGUCGCGAAACCUCACAAUUCUCGCAUCGGGCGUAAAGGUGGAAGACGUAAGUCUAUCUAUAUACCCUCUCGACUUGAUUUCAGUACUAACCUAUCUCUUUCCUACUUUAAAGAAGGUUCCCCUGAGACCUACCAAAAAGGACUCAUCGACCAAAGCUACAGACCCAGAGCCAUCUAAACCAGAUGAAGCCAAAACCUCCACAAAACCACCAGAAGAACAUCAACUACACGUUCUAAUUGCAGAAGACGAUCCAAUAAAUAGCUCAAUCGUCAAGAAACGACUAGAAAAACUUGGCUACUCCGUCUACAUGACAAGUAACGGCAAGGAAUGUGCAUCUGUCUAUCGCGAUAGUCCUAUCUCAUUUGAUGUGAUUCUUAUGGACCUCCAGGUUUGUAUUGGUACAUCAGCAGAACAUCUCAAUCACAUUCUAAUACUUCUUCUUUUUAAGAUGCCCAUCGUUGAUGGCUUCAAUGCUACCAAGAUGAUCCGCGAGCAUGAGCGGCAAAUUGACACCGAGAAAACUCUUAUCCACCGAGGCACGAAUCAUAGCAGAACUCCUAUUUUUGCUUUAUCGGCUUCACUUGUUGAGAAGGAUCGUCAGGUCUAUUUCGAUGCUGGCUUUGAUGGGUGGAUUAUGAAGCCUAUUGAUUUUCAGCGUGUGCAUGUGCUUCUUAAGGGUGUUUUAUCGAUUGAUGAUCGGGAUGAUGCUCUUUAUAAGCCUGGAAUGUGGGAAGAGGGGGGCUGGUUUGAAAAAAAGGAUUUAUGCGCUAUCAUGUCUGGGUGA